CCGCAUCUACUCGGCGAGCAUGUUCUUCUACUUUACUUUCAAGGUCAUUAGCGCGACGGCUGCGUUCUUGUACCCUGGAUAUGCUUCGUACAAGACGCUUUCGCAGCGGCCAGCAUCUGAAGAGGAGCUCGAACGCUGGCUGAUGUACUGGAGCGUGCUCGGGUGCAUUGUAUCUGUCGAAUAUGUCGCCGAGUGGCUAGUUUCAUGGCUGCCGUUCUACUAUCCAGUCAAGACCAUUUUCCUCCUCUACCUUGCACUGCCACAGACAGCCGGAGCAGCAUACCUUUACCACACACACCUACAGCCCUUCUUUGCUGCGCACGAGUCCCAGAUCGACUCUACGCUCGCACAGCUCAAGGGGUACAUCUACUCCUCCCUCCAACGGUUCCUGCGUGCAGCCUGGGACCACGUCACCACCACCCUUCGGCAGAUGAACGUCCCCGCCGGGGCCGACGCACCGCUUGCCAAUCAGGCUUCCGCAAACACCGGCGCCCAGCCCUCGCUCGGCGAUCCCGUCUCCGGGCCCGCGCAGCUCGUGCAGGGCCUCUGGGGCAACUACGGCCCCACUCUCCUCGCCUCGGGCGCUGCACUGCUGCGCCAGGCGCAAGUCUCCGCGACGCAGGCCGCGACGGCCAACGCGCGCGCAGCACGCGCGACACUCUCGGAGGACCAGCCGUCCGUGCAGCCGUACGACCUCUCCGACUCCAGCCCUCCCUCGCCUGCGGGCCCCUCGAGCGUCCCGCUGCCGCGCCCGAGCAACGACUCGCGGCACUCGUCGUUUUCGUCGUCCGGCUCGUUGCGGCAGCGCGCGGAGAGUGGCGGGAAGGCAGCCUUUGAGGAGGUGGAGGUGCCGAGCGACAUGGAGGGCGACGGCGUGGGCCACGCCGUGCCUGAGAAGCCCGCGCAGGCCCGAAGGACGAGCUGGUUCGGCUGGGGCUCUGGCAACCCCGGAACGGGGUAUGAGAGGGUCAAGACUGAUUAGAGAACUUGUCUGAACGUUAGGCAAGUACUUGAUGAGGCGUUUCAAUGAAUCGCUUGGAAGUGACUGUAACUAUCGUCGAGGGCGGGGGCUCAAUUGUGCUUUACAGGUUUCACGUGUACUGUAUUUAUCCACACCUGUAUAUCAGCAAUCAUAACAAUCAAAGUUGUUC
Molecule: messenger RNA, 1151 nt
Organism: Postia placenta MAD-698-R-SB12
Lineage: Eukaryota; Fungi; Basidiomycota; Agaricomycetes; Polyporales; Adustoporiaceae
Exons: 3
Coding region: 20-982 (320 amino acids)
Source: RefSeq, a predicted model, not a curated record